Molecule: messenger RNA, 2380 nt
Organism: Fragaria vesca subsp. vesca
Lineage: Eukaryota; Viridiplantae; Streptophyta; Magnoliopsida; Rosales; Rosaceae
Product: transcription factor IIIB 50 kDa subunit-like
Exons: 1
Coding region: 1-1557 (518 amino acids)
Biological process (GO): transcription by RNA polymerase III; DNA-templated transcription initiation; transcription preinitiation complex assembly
Cellular component (GO): transcription factor TFIIIB complex; transcription preinitiation complex; nucleus
Molecular function (GO): RNA polymerase III general transcription initiation factor activity; RNA polymerase III type 3 promoter sequence-specific DNA binding
Source: RefSeq, a predicted model, not a curated record
AUGCCCACCUGCGUCUCCUGCAAUUCCACCUCCUUCACCCCCGACGACGUCUCCGGCCGCCUCUACUGCUCCUCCUGCGGCCACAUCCAAGACUACGACAACUACGUCAACGUCUACGGCGGCGUCUCCGGCACCACCGGCACCUUCAUCCGCCUCGGCACCUCCGGCCAGGGCACCAACUACCACUACCGCGACACCAAGAUCUACGAGGCCAACAAACUCAUCGAUGACGUCACUCUCCGUCUCAACCUCUCGCCCUCCCGCGCCGACGAGAUCAAGGCCAUGAUCGGUAAGAUCACGGAAGGUGAGUUCGGCCAAGGUAACUGGUUCAAUGUUUUGAUUGGUGCCUGUGCUUAUGUGGUUAUGAGGAGGGAUAGCAAGUCCAUGCCGAUCUCCGAGGUCGGGGCGGCUAUCGGAUGCGACGAUUACGAGCUCGGUAGGAUGAUCAUGCGUGUUGUUGAUUUUCUAGAGCUGAAGAAACCGGACUUCCCGGAGUUUGAUAUUGUGAGGUUGUACGAGAGGACGUUGCGCAAUUCGAGAGUGUUAGGGAGUUUAGGAGGGAGUGUGAGGGAGAGGAUGAGGAAGCAGGGGAUUUUUUUGAUACAAUGUGCUAUUAAGUGGUUCUUGACCACUGGCCGCCGGCCCCUGCCGAUGGUGGUGGCCAUUUUGGUUCUGGUGGCGGAGUUGAAUGGAGUUGGCGGUGUUAGUAUUCAGGAGUGUGCUAAGGAGUUCAAUGCGGUUGUUCAUACUUGUAGGUUGAGGUAUAGGGAGCUUUUAGAGGCUCUUGUGAAGGCUGCGCAGGUGUUGCCUUGGGGGAAGGAUGUUAAUGUUAAAAAUGUGCUCAGGCACGCGCCCACUGUGAUUCAGUAUAUGGAGAAGAAGUCAAUGUCGGAGCCUAUAGGGAAGAGGGAUUCGGAGGGUGGUGUUGGGAUUGAUUUGAGAGAUGUGAUCAAUGAGUGCUUGGGUAGAAAUGGCGAUGCAGAUAAGUCUGCGACAGAAGUAGAAAAGUUCAAGAAGCUCUCAGAUGAUUGUCAGGGGAUGGAUAGGAUGAAGCUUUCACAUGAAUGCUUGGCCAUGGUUUACUCAAAGUCUUUAGAUGAGAUGGAGAAUUUUAAGUCCUCUGGCGGGUUUGGAGUUGUUCAUGAAAGGGAAGAGAGGCAGUAUUUUGAUCCUCAUGAUUGCACGGAGUGGUGGAAUGGGAAGUCAGAAUUAAGUAAGAAGCUUAUGCUUAAGAAUAUAUUGGAGAAAGACGUAGGCUUGGAUCAUAUGCCGCCAUCUUAUCUUAAGGGUCUCAAGGCCUGUAAGAGGAGGAGAGAAAGAAUAAAUGCUGCCAAACAGCGAAUUCAUAAGAUUAUGCAUCCAUCAAAUGCUCGUUCAGAUGUUUGCAUUUCUGAAGAUGUAAAGAAUGGAAGAAAAAGAAAGAGAAGGCAUACUCUUGAUUGGGAAGAUUUAAUUAUUGAAACCCUCCUCCUUCAUCAGGUAAAAGAAGAGGAGAUUGAGAAGGGAUGGUAUAAUAGCUUACUGGAUUUACAUGUAUUUAACUCUGGAGCGGUGUAAGGGUUCUGGUAUGGUCAAACUGAAAAUGGUGUAAUAUGCGUCCAUGCCUUGGCAACUGCAUGAUCCAAGAGUAUUUUUGUCUGAUGAUGUUGAAAUUUGUCACGCAUCACUGUUCUUAUAUGUCUUUAAACAGAAACUUGAGAUUUGCAGUGUAACACAUACUUGGCCUUGUAAUGAGGCACCAUUCAAUGAAAUAUCGAGUCAAGGCGUGUUUCCAAAUGUUGUCACCUUCAAUGUCUUGGUCGAUAUACUUUGUAAGGAGGGGAUGGUCGCGGAAACCAAAAGAGUGAUUGAUAUGAUGAUUCAGAGAGGUAUUGAGCCUGAUACGAUUACAAACAAUUCCCUUAUGCACGGUUACUGUAUGCGAGGUGAAAUGUGCGAGGCAGUACAAGUUUUUGAUCGUAUGAUUAGCAAGGGCUCAGUGGUUAAUGUUUGGAGUUGUACAUUUGGAUUCACCUAUAUUGCAAGCUUAAAUUGAUCAAUCGGGCUACAAAUAUUUUCAGGGAAAUGUGUCGUAUGGAACUUGUUCCUAAUACAAUUACUUAUAACUCUCUAGUUGAUGACUUUUGCAAAGCAGGGAGAAUUCUAGAAGCCGUAAAGUUGUUCUCUGAAAUGCAAGCUUGUGGCCAGCUUCCAAAUGUCAGAACAUACAAUAUAAUGAUACAUGGAUUUUGUCUUCAUGGCUUAUUGAUUGAAGCAGAAAAGUUGCUGAGAGAAAUGGGAGGGAAAGACUGUUCUCCAUAUGGCUGUAUCUAUAACACCAUUAUUCAAGGGUCGCUGAAAAACAAUUAGACAUCAUGGGCUAAGAAUUUUUUUGAAGAAA